Trichoderma atroviride IMI 206040 is the source of this 1514-nucleotide messenger RNA. RefSeq lists its product as uncharacterized. Gene Ontology annotation, molecular function: S-adenosylmethionine-dependent methyltransferase activity. The record is from RefSeq and is a predicted model, not a curated record. NCBI's taxonomy places the organism in Eukaryota, Fungi, Ascomycota, Sordariomycetes, Hypocreales, Hypocreaceae.
AUGGCCACUUCCACCGCGCCCAAACUCCGCGACCACUUCGCCUCCAAACCCGUCUCCGCCCACAACGACGCCUGGGACGCCCUCUACGCAGAGUCCUUCACGCCCUGGGACCGCGCCGGCCCGUCGCUCGCCCUCGCCGACCUGCUCGCCCAGCGCACUGACCUGAUCCCGCCGUCGCUCGAGCGCGACCCGCGCGGCAACCCCCUCCGCGACGCCUCGGGCCACGUCGUCCGCCGCUCGGCGCUGAUCCCGGGCUGCGGCGUCGGCCACGACGUGCUGCUGCUGAGCUCGCUGGGCUACGACGUCGUCGGCCUGGACUACAGCCACCGCGCGCUCGGCGCCGCGAGGGAGAACCAGGCCAACGUGCAGUACAAGUCGAGCGAGGCCGGCGUCGAGUGCGGUCGCGUGACGUGGGUCUCGGGCGACUUCUUUGGCGAGGCGUGGGAGGGCGGCGAGGGCGGCGAGGGCACGCAAAAGUUUGACCUGAUAUACGAUUACACGUUCCUCUGCGCCCUACAGCCCUCCGAACGCCCCAAGUGGGCAAAGCGCAUGUCGCAACUGCUCGCCCCCAGCGGCCAGCUCAUCUGCCUCGAGUUCCCCUCCGGAAAGCCUCUCUCGCUGCAGGGCCCCCCCUGGGGCGUCUGGCCCGAGGUCUACGAGGCUCUCCUCGCCAAUCCCGGCGAGCCUGUCGAGUACACCGACGACGGCAACGUCAAGUCGAGCACGAGUCCCGAGCAGCCUCACCCGGAUGCGCUGCAUCGCGUGUGUCUGGUGAAGCCGCCGAGGACACACAAGGCGGGCUUGAAUGAAGACGGGACCGUCAGGGACUUCAUCUCCGUGUGGUCCCGGUAGUAACGGUGCUGGUGGAUGCUGGGGGGGUUUCCGUAUAUAGCAGUAGUAUAAAAAAAAGGGAGGGUGGUGGUAGGACCCAAAGGAAAAAGGAGUUUGGCGUCUGUGAACUUUUCAUCUUCCGCAUCGCAAAAGGAAGAAGCCGAGGAUAAAAAAACAAAGUCCCUGUAGACAUGGGAAGCAAACAUAAAGUAAAUAAUAGGCCCGAGAUAUCAUUGUCAGUAUCGUCAUCAUCCUCGUUCCGCCGUGGUUGCCGCUGUCGUCGUCGUCGUCGUCGUCGCCCUUCUCAAAGAGUUGUAAUGUUCUCCCAGCCCAUAUCCAUGUCGAUAAUACGCCAACCACAAUGUCUUCGCUUCCUCUCCCUCCUUGUCUUCUUGUCUGCCGCUGAUAUUCUCCGUCCUCCCAUCCUGAAUCACCUUAAUCUCAACCCCAUAGCGCCUCGCCACGGCCAUCAACUCCAACUGCCCACCCCACUCCGCCGUGUCCCGCAUCUUCUUCACGUACCCCCCGAAAUCCUCCUCCAGAAACGGCGCAAAGUCAUCCGCAUGCGCCUCCAUGUAUCCCGUCGCCGUCUUCCGCAUCGUCUUGUACGCAGGCUCUUCUACUUCCUUGUCGCCGCCACCGCCCAGAGGGAUGCCAUUGUGGGAGAGCUGGUCCGCCAGCGC